This is a messenger RNA of Penaeus vannamei (Pacific white shrimp), 1572 nucleotides long. NCBI's taxonomy places the organism in Eukaryota, Metazoa, Arthropoda, Malacostraca, Decapoda, Penaeidae. The record is from RefSeq and is a predicted model, not a curated record.
CGCGGACGAGACGCCGGCGAAGGGGCGUGAAUUCUCGUUCCUUUGGCAGACGCAGGUAAACACGGCGGCCAGCGUGUCCGUGCGCUCGCGGUUAGUGUGGCACCCUCGCUCUCCCCGCGCUCAAGUGGAGAGCACCGCCAGUCGGCACUUGUGUGAGUGAGCCUCUGUGUGCGUGCGCGUGGAGGAGGCCAGGCCGCCACUAGCCGAUCUGCGCCUCUCUCCCGGCAUUUAUUCGUCCGCCGGGCUGUGUGUGUUGCUCCUGUGUCGCGCCGGUUGCUCGUUGACAAGUGCUAAGGGAGAGAACGAGCAGGAGACACGCCUGCAACGUUUGCACGUGAACGUUCAACGCUCGCGGGAAGCGACUCGGAACGUCUAGACCUCAGACCGAUCCUUUGUCCUCACACUCCCUGCAGGAAGGCCAGAGCAACGACCUCUAUUCCCAACCCAUGAUAAGAACAAACCGCCAAUCCCGGCUUCCCUCCACAACCCCCAGCGAGAACGAAAAGUGACAAAGACACCUGCUUGCGAGGCCGGUUUUAUGAGGAACGGAAUCACCGGGCAGGGAAGCGAGGCCCGUGCGUGAAGGCAGUGUCGGAUGGCGCGUCACUCCUCCCCCACUCCCCCCUUCGGCGUCUCGAACUCCUCCAGCCAUGACCUCCGGGGCGAUCUCACCGAGCAUCCUGGAGAAGGCAGGACUCGCGCGCUCCCUCGUGUUUCUGGGUCAGAAGAGGUCACCGUCUUAUGUGACCGAGACCACCAAGUUGCCCUCUGAUCUGGCCGACGGCGAGGUUCUGGUCCGCGUGGAGCUGGCCACCAUCUGCGGCUCGGACCUGCACACGCUCAAGGGCCUGCGGAAGCCGCCCUACCCAUGUGUCCUGGGUCACGAGGGCUGCGGCGAGGUGGUGGCGACGCAGAGGGAGGAGGUGAAGGUGGGCGAGAGAGUGACGUGGGGCGUGUGUGCAUCUUGCAACAGCUGCUUUCUCUGCUCGCUCGGGUUGCAGAAUAAGUGCCUCUCUUUGUUAAAGUGCGGCCAAACCCUCAUCUCCGCCGCCACCCUCUUCGGCACCUACACCACCCACGUCCUGUGUCGGCCAGGUACGCCCAUCGUCUCUCUCCCGCCCGUCCUCACGCCCAAACUCGCCGCCCCUAUCAACUGCGCUUUGGCCACGAUGGUUCACGCCCUCAGCAAGGUGCCGCCCACGCCCAAAGUAGGCCAGCUCGGUGCCCAAGUGGCGUUGAUUCAGGGUGCAGGUAUGCUUGGUAUGUAUGGUGCAGCGUUACUAAAAGAAGCAGGUUUUACUAAGGUCUUCUGUGUAGACGUAAAUCGGUCAAGACUUGGCCGAGUUGCAGAAUUUGGGGGCAUUCCGGUCCAUCCUGAACACGAGGAGGAACUAGUGGAAGCUGAUAGCGUUGAUGUCGUCAUGGAAGUUUGCGGACACAAAAAUGUCAUACCUCAGGGAAUAAGGGCUCUAAGGACAGGAGGAACGUACAUGUUAGUGGGGCUCGUGCACCCGGACUCCAAUCUGGAUGUCACCGCUUAUUCCAUUAUCCAAAAGUGUCUUACGAUUGUUG